Molecule: messenger RNA, 494 nt
Organism: Darwinula stevensoni
Lineage: Eukaryota; Metazoa; Arthropoda; Ostracoda; Podocopida; Darwinulidae
Source: the annotation of a GenBank genome assembly
AUGCCCUCCGACAACGAUAUUUGGGACCUGGCGGGAAAUCUGCAAAAAACCUGGGAGAAAUGGAAGGAGCUCGGGAGAGAACUAGGACUCGACGAGGACGCCCUCGGAAGGGUCCAGCGAGCGAGCGAGAGUCCUCCGAGGAGCCCGCUGAGGAGGAUGUACCUCCUCCUCAGCGAGUGGAGAAGGACCGAGGCCCGGCAUCCCUCCUUCGGAGCGCUCCGCGAGGCUCUGCGCCAGAUGGGCAUGGAGCAGGAGGCAGACAAAAUCGUCGACUUUAUUUGCAGGAAGAACUGCGACGAAACUCGCAGGGAAUUCUGGAAACGGAACGCGCGAAAUUCGGAACCAACUGAUGGCGCCACCAAGAAAGAAACUACCGAAGGAUUCGGACAUAGCGAGAAGGAAUCGGGGAGAGAAACUCGUCACGGAGCAAAGCCCGAGGAUCGAAGUGGACCCUCUCGGUCGUAAGUUCCAAGAUCAUUUGAUCUCAUAGAAUC